AUGUUCCUCUAUUCUUCCAUGCUUCUAGGCACUGCCCUACUGCUCCAGCAAGGGCAGAGCCACCAUCCCCAUCCUAUAGCUAUCCCCGAUGUACCCAAGGAUAGCAGCCCGGUUUCCAGGGACUUACAGUCCUUUUCUAUUGAAUUUGCUUUUUUCCCUGAUUUUGCCGGCAACAUAUCGCACCCAAAUGAGUUUUCCAAGGCCUUGCUGGGCAACUUGGGGAAAGUCACCGGCAUCUUUCCCAAAGUCCGAGUGGGAGGCACUACUCAGGAUCAUGCCACUUAUUUCCCGCACCAGGAGGAAAACAUCCACCUGAUCUAUGAGAACCCGUCGGAUGACCAGCCAAAGCAGAUUAAUUAUGGUCCCAGGUUUUUCGAAUCGUAUCAUACUCUGGGCGAUGUCAAAUAUAUCCAUGGAUUGAACCUGAACCAGACUGAUCCCACCCAACUUGAGACUGCAGCUACCCAAGCGUGCAAGUCGAUUGGAUCCAAGUUGCAUCUCCUCGAGCUGGGCAAUGAAUUCAAUGUAGCGCCAAUAAUGUACCGCCCUUCGAAUUACUCGAUUGGCGAUUAUGUUCGUGAAUGGAAUUCCAAGUCAGAAAGCGUUAGGAGAACGGUCCAGAAGGCUUGCGGUGACUUCCCGGGGCUCAUGGCGCCCAGCUGCAUUUUGCUUGAUGGCAUCGAUAUUGGCCCUCUCCUGGAGAAACUCCCAGUACAGGGUUCCUUGCCUGACUUUAUUGAUCCUACCAAAACCGCGGAGAGGAUAUUUAACCACGGGUACGAUGAGAAGAACCUGACCAAGGAACUUUCGUUCCAUCACUACAUGGGUAUGAAUUUGCCCAUGUUCCCGGUUUUCCCUAAUGAUCUCCAAAAGACUAUCAUGAAUCAUACAAACAUAGUUGAGGGCCUCAAGUCACACAUCCAGCGUGCUCAGAAACUUGCAUACCUUGGCCAUCCAUAUAUCCUUGGAGAGACCAACUCUAUCGGCGUCCAAGGACGCGAUGGAGAAACAAAUAACAUCAAGCGUCUCCACUUCCACCAAGGCCUAGAUUACCGCUACGGCUCAUGGCAGCCUAUCCAAAGCAAGAAACAAGCCCCGACUACCAGAGCCCCGUAUUACGGCCACAUCAUGGUUGCGUCUGCUAUCGGUUCUUCAGGCAACACUCGAGUGGUGAAUAUCCCCCUGCGCAGGGAUACCGAGUCAGCAUACGCAAUCUACGAAGGGGACAAACUGACGAAGCUUGCUGUCCUUAACCUCCGAGUUUUUAAUCAUACAACAGACAGCACUCGUCCGAGCAGGAGAUACAGCUUCCAAGUGCCAGAACAAUUUACUCAUGCCAAGGUUGAACGACUCACUGCCCCAGGGAGCGAUAUGUUGGAUAAUAUCACUUUUGGGGGCGUUUCAUAUGACCAUGAUCUGAAGCAAGGAAAGCCAGUCGUUAUUGAUCCAAAGGAAGAGACGACUGCAAUCCAGAAUGGGAUACUCGGUAUCACUCUGCCGGACUCCUCUGCUGUCCUCUUGACAUUGAAAUAA
Messenger RNA from Aspergillus glaucus CBS 516.65, 1533 nucleotides. Its product is annotated as glycosyl hydrolase family 79 C-terminal domain-containing protein. The transcript is spliced from 5 exons. NCBI's taxonomy places the organism in Eukaryota, Fungi, Ascomycota, Eurotiomycetes, Eurotiales, Aspergillaceae. The record is from RefSeq and is a predicted model, not a curated record. The coding region runs from base 1 to 1533 and encodes 510 amino acids.